Messenger RNA from Scatophagus argus, 3383 nucleotides. RefSeq names its product adhesion molecule with Ig-like domain 3 (gene amigo3). Gene Ontology annotation, molecular function: protein binding. Bases 91 to 1761 code for a protein of 556 amino acids. The transcript has a single exon. Lineage: Eukaryota; Metazoa; Chordata; Actinopteri; Scatophagidae. Gene Ontology annotation, biological process: brain development. The record is from RefSeq and is a predicted model, not a curated record.
UACACUUCGAAAGCAAAGUGACACAGACAGAAGCUGGGUCAGAGAGAAGCCUACACGCAGAUCGGAUGCCCACAGCCUGCCCGUGGCAUCAUGUUGCGUGCUGCUGGUAACAGCGGUUUCCUGCAGGGUGCGGUGGCACCGGCACUCAUCGCAGCGUCGCCAUCAUGGUGGACUGCUGUUGUAUUGUUAGUUUGUCUCCAGCUCCCCCAGCUGAGCCCAGUGCAGGCCACCAUCUGCCGGUCUCAGGGCUCCUCCGAGGCGGGUACCUGCCUCUGCGCGUCGGACAUCCUCAGCUGCACCGCCGUGGGCCUGGAUCAGGUCCCCGCAGAAAUGCCCGUCUCUGCUGUCACUCUGGAUCUCAGCCAUAACCAGAUUGUGCAGCUGGAGGUCGACAGCUUUCAAGGACUUUAUCGACUGGAGACAUUACGGUUAGCGCACAACCAGAUUACUACUAUUCAUCCGGGGGCAUUUCGAAACACCUCUGGGACUCAGCUCCGACACCUGGACCUGUCGUCCAAUCAGCUUCGUGUUUUGGAGCAGCAUUAUUUCCUAGAUUUGCCUGGACUGGAGGAACUGCUGCUGUUCAACAACCGUAUUGUCCACGUGGAGAGCAGAGCUCUGGCUGGACUGAGCAGCCUCCGCAAGGCCUACCUCAGUCAUAACCGUCUCACCGACUUCCCCUUCUUUUCCUUCCAAGAGCACAGCCACCCUCACCUGUCCAUGCUGGACCUGUCCUCGAACCGCCUGCCCAAACUACCCCUGCAGGACAUAUCGAACUUACCCGCUUCAGUCCAGAAAGGACUCUACCUCCACAACAACUCCCUGGUGUGUGAGUGCUCCAUGUAUGGACUGUUCCGGCACUGGGAACAGAGAGGCUUCAACGCUGUGACUGAGUUCAGGCAGGAACACACCUGUCUGGUCUACGGGAUACAGAAAGGUACUGUGCGCUUCUUCCAGCACAGCCGCUACUUUGAAAACUGCAACUUGACUGUGAUGAGUGGGCUGCUGAGAGAGCAGGAGAGCAGCGUUUCAGUGAAGGCGGGAAAAGCAGUGCUGCUGCACUGUGUGACCACGCUGUCCGGACAGCAUGUCACCUUUCUCUGGGUGUCUCCGAAUCAGGAGUACGUGGCACCGCCAGGAAACAACGAAUCAUUAAAGAUGUACGCCAACGGUAGCCUGGAGAUUGUGGCGGCACGUGCAGAGGAUUCUGGCAUCUACUGGUGUAUGGCUCUGGACCAGCAGCAGCAGCGCAACGAAACGCGGGAGGUCAACGUGACCGUGGUGCAGCACCCUGACAGCGAUCCUCACGAGUCCUUCAACACUGGAUUCACCACCCUGCUGGGCUGUGUGGUGAGCCUAGUGCUGGUCCUCAUGUACCUCUACCUGACGCCCUGCCGCUGCCCUCCCUGUCGUCCUAAGGCCUCGACCCCCGCCACGGGCACCGUGAGCCAGGGGAACGAGGCCGGGGCAGGGAGCGCCCAGUCCUCCAUCCUCACCCCAACCCCACCGGCAACCACAGAGGGCCCGGGCCGCAAGGUCAGUACCAACAAGCAUGUGGUCUUUCUGGAGCCGAUCAAAGAACAGCAGAACGGCAGACUCAGGGCGGGGCCGGUAGCUGGGGCGGUGCAAGGACACCUGGGGCCGGGUUUACUGCUAGGGCCAGAGCAGCAAGGAAAGCUGCACAACCAGUCGCAGCAGAGGGCAGGAGAGACGGACUCCAUCAUGUCCGUGUUCUCUGACACUCCCAUCAUGUUGCCUUAGCGACGGGACUAACCGAGACACAGACUGGCACUAUCAUCACCUCACACUCACUUCCUGUUUCCCAGGUGACCUCCUUCCCACCUGGCACUGCACACAGCACGAGACCUGAGCAAACCAGUAAUCCCAUCCUGAAUAAGAGCUUUUAAAACGUAUCUCUGCUUUAGGCUUUGAGGCUAUCAAACUGCCUCAUGAAACAGAUCAAGUGCAAUUUUAAGUGAUUGAAUACUGUUGAAUAAUUUAUAAUAAUAAUAAAUUUACAUGUAUUAUAGUUUGCCCAGGUCUGCCCACUAAGCCCUACAGCCAUGAACCAUCGCACUGUGACGGGACGGGCUCAGACUGACUGACAGGGUAGGGAGGCUGCUUAUGGAGAACACGGAGAGGCAGGCAGGGCAGCGCCAGUACGAACAUGUCAGGAUCAGGACAGACCGAAAAUAGCGGGGAGAAGAUGCGAGUACUGCCUCAAAGUGUGAGCCAGGAAAACCGAGACGAGAUUAGAGGACAAAGAGAGCAGAAACACGUCUGAAAGGAUGUCAGGGAUGUUUUCCACGAUGAGCAUGGACUGCUACUCAAAGUGGACAGGGCUGUCCCUUUAAGCACGGCUUGUACCUUUAAUGAACAUUUGCUGCAGAUGCCUUCUUGUCUCAUACAGAGAUACAGAGAAAAAAAAACAACCUUUUUGUAGAGCUUUAUAGCGUUUGAUUACUUUCUUCCCAGAGCUGGUGUGUCAGUUGAUUAGAGCCAAAACAAUCUGCAUAGUGUAGCUCAGUCACAAAGUGAAAUGUUUUAGAGUAGACAAGCUCAAGGAGAAGAAGAACUUUUAGCAAGUAAAAAUAGAAGCUGUUUCAAGGUUUGAUUCUCAACUCCUCCUCCUCCUCCUCCUCCUCCUCUCCCCUGCAACAUGACUACUGUCAUCAGUCAGGAAUUCAGGAAAACAAAAGGGAAAUAUAUAAUAAAUAAACAAACCUUUAAACAGUCAGUAGAAAUGCUUUGCGCUGGAGAAGAAGCACCAUUGUCUGGCGACUUCAUUUGGAACUUUUCUUUCCAAAGGUUUAAUCGAUGAGCUCUUUUUAUUUUGUUCACCACGUCUGAGACAAUAAAUGUGACAAAGUGUCAUUGACAAAGAAAAGAUUUGUCUUUGUGUUGUGAAUGUACAGCAGGAUUGACAGGACAAUCAGGGCAGUUUUCGUUUUUAUUGUCUUCACUGCAUCUCCCCCUCGUCACUCUCCUCCUUCCUGUGUCUCUCUGUGUGUUAAUAAACCUCUGCAUCUGGACCGUCCAGGUCGACGUCUGCCUUCUUAUUGCUCCUUAUGCCGUGUGUGUUUGUGUGUGUGAUUCUGCAUGCGUCCCUGCAGCCACAACCUGAGCCCAUUCAGCCAAUCGACAGCUUGUUUCUGUUUGCAGGCAGUUCAAGCAAAAGACUUCACAAUGAGUGAGACAUCGAUCGAUCACAGGGAAAGAAACCAAAGCAGACUUUCAAAACGGAAAAGAAAGUAUUGCAAGAAUAUAAUUUACCUAAAACACAGAGACUCACAGCAGCAGAUCAGAUGACACAUUAAACCUGCCUGUUUGGUGAUAUUACAGCCUCCACCACCACCAUCCUCACCGUACUCUGUCACGAUCAA